CACAACGAGCAAGAUUGGGGGCAAUCUCAUGGAGGUUCUCCAGCAAGCCCUCUCUUCCCGUGGUUUGGCCGUGGUUCCCAUUCCAGGGAAGGGCCGUGGCCUCGUCACCACCAAAGACUUCUCUCCUGGAGAUGUGAUUUUUUAUCAAGAGCCUUAUGCCUCUACACCUAGUAAGUUACUUGGAGGCUCUGUUUGUGAUGGAUGUUUUGGCUCAAGCAACUUGAGGAAAUGCUCAGGCUGCCGCAUUGCAUGGUACUGUGGAAAUGUUUGCCAGAGAUCUGAGUGGAAGGUACAUCAACUAGAAUGCCAAGCACUUGCAGGACUUAGUGAAGACAGAAGAAAAAUGCUUACUCCUUCUAUACGCCUUGUGGUGAAACUCCUAUUGAGGAGAAAACUUCAAGAUGAGCAGGUUAUUCCAACUACACCAACAGACAACUAUGACUUGGUGAAUGCCUUAGUAUCUCAUAUCUCUGACAUUGAUGAGAAUCAACUUGUGCUGUAUGCACAAAUGGCUAACCUUGUCAAAUUGGUAGUACCAUAUGUGGAGAUUAAUUUAAAGGAGGUUUCAGAGAACUUUUCAAAGAUAGCAUGCAAUGCGCAUACAAUCUGCGACAGUGAGCUAAGGCCCUUGGGGACUGGUCUAUACCCUGUUAUCUCAACAAUUAAUCACAGUUGUUUGCCCAAUUCAGUUUUGGUAUUUGAAGGCCGUGUAGCUGUUGUUCGUGCCAUGGAACCAAUUACUGAAGGGAUUGAGGUCUUGAUAAGUUAUAUAGAAACUGCAGCAACUACUUCAACACGACAGAAGGAUUUGAAGCAGUAUUUCUUCAGUUGCAGAUGUCCCCGCUGUACUAAGAGCUUGGAUGAAGACCUUCGGGAAAAUGCUAUUAUGGAAGGCUAUCGAUGUAUGGACAAAAAAUGCUAUGGAUUUUUGUUGCAUGACACUGUGAAGCAAACAUUCAUUUGCCAGCAAUGCGGCCUUCCCAGGGAUCAGGAAAAGACCAAGAAGACCGCUAAUGAAAUUGAAAAAUUAUUAUCAAAAGCUUCUACAUGUUAUUCCUCUGGAAAUUAUUCUGAAGCAUGUGUUUUGUACAAAAAUAUCGAGCAAAUUCAAAGCAAGCUCUGUCAUCCAUUCUCAAUCAAUUUGAUGCGAACUCACGAAACUCUUAUGAAGAUUUUCAUGGAACUAAAAGAUUGGAGAUCUUCCCUUACAAUUUGUCAAUUGACCAUUACAGUUUAUCAGAGAGUGUACCCAGAAAAUCAUCCUAUGGUUGGCCUGCAAUAUUACACUUGUGGGAAGCUAGAAUGGCUUUUGGAGCUGACUGAUGAUGCUCUGAAAUCAUUCACCAAGGCCACUAAUAUACUCCGAAUCACUCAUGGGACGAACACCCCUUUCAUGAGAGAAUUACUGAACAAGCUUGACGAAGCACGCGCUGAGGCUGCUUAUAAAUACUCCGCGGGCCAAUCCUCCGCUAAUAAACUUCUUUGAAUGAAUGUUAUCGGCGAUCAUUCGUGGCCUAUGAUAUGAUAAGCCUACAAAACUGCAUGGAUUCUUGUUAAGCUGUAUGGCACCAGUCCUCUGUUAAUCAAUCACAACUAGAUGUAAUUUUCUGACAUUUUUUACAGGGUCAAUGGAAGAUUUCUCUUU
Messenger RNA from Dioscorea cayenensis subsp. rotundata (Guinea yam), 1645 nucleotides. Its product is annotated as histone-lysine N-methyltransferase ASHR1. Bases 29 to 1486 code for a protein of 485 amino acids. Gene Ontology annotation, molecular function: protein binding. The transcript has 14 exons. Gene Ontology annotation, cellular component: nucleus. Lineage: Eukaryota; Viridiplantae; Streptophyta; Magnoliopsida; Dioscoreales; Dioscoreaceae. The record is from RefSeq and is a predicted model, not a curated record.